AGAGGGAGUGGCGAUGGACGCAGGUGAACGGGAACCAGGAAGAAGACAGCCAGAAAGGCACGGUAAGAGGAGAAGAUCAUUGAACAUCUUACGGCUUUAAUUAUGACUUAAUCAGAAAGAAGCACUCCAGGAUGGUGAAUUCGGGCAUUUGUUGUGGCAGUCUGAAGGAUGAUAAGAUCCUUAUGAAGAUGGGCUUGGGGCUGGUGCUGGUCGGCCAUGUGAACUUUUUGCUUGGGGCACUUGUACAUGGAGCUGUGCUCAGGCACAUAAAGGUGCUCACUUGGAACCGGAAACUCGUGUACCCCAUCUCCAAUGUCAUCGCUCUUGUUGCGGGGCUCAUGGCAAUUAUUGGUGGAAUCUCUGCUAUUGUUCUCUCAAAGAACAAGAAAAACCAGCUUCUGAGUUGGUUUUUACUAGUUGUAAGUGUCCUGGCUGUUCUCUUGGGUGGCGCCUCUGCAGUGGGCAUCAGUGUUGCCACAGUGAGGGCCAUAAUGCAGGAAGGGCAUAGUCUCUUUGCCCACUGUGAUCUUCCAGCCAACAUGAGCUACUACAGCAUCACAAAUGAAUGCCCUUUUGACCCAACACGCAUCUAUGGUACAACAUUAAUCCUGUGGUUUCCAUUGAUUCUAAUGUCAGUGGUAGAGGUUGUGUUCUCUUGCCGAUGUUUCUUGGCUUGCACCUCCUUUCUCCGUCUGCGCUGCCCAUGGAGGAAAAAUGUUGUCACCACCAGAAGGGUGCGUGUCCAGGUGCAAGAAGAAACUGUACUGCCACCAGGACAUGAGCCAAACGAGGAGGAUCCAACAGAACAGCACAACCUUCUUGACAAAGACAUACCUGUUGUGGUGACUAGUGAUUGGCUGUAAUUCACAUGCAUGUUUCACAUGACCAAUAGACAUAAUUUCAGAAUUCCUGUAUGACAAACAAAGCAAUGCUAAGUGGCGGUGCGCAUGAAACAUGUGGAAAGGCAUGCUCUCCUUCACUGCCCACUAAUCUGGCUAAUUAUAGAAAGAAAAUUCUCUGAAGUCUUCACCUUAGUUUGGCAGUAAUAAUGCGUUUUUUUGUUUUUUUUUUUCUCAGCAAGUGUGUUUGAAAAGUGACUUUGGUUUCAUGGAAAUUGAUAUAUACAAAUUGUGCAAUGUCACGAGUAUGUAUGAAAUGUGUUACGUUUAUAUAAAAUAUUUUUCAAUUCAAA
Molecule: messenger RNA, 1192 nt
Organism: Myxocyprinus asiaticus (Chinese sucker)
Lineage: Eukaryota; Metazoa; Chordata; Actinopteri; Cypriniformes; Catostomidae
Gene: tmem54a
Product: transmembrane protein 54a
Exons: 6
Coding region: 132-863 (243 amino acids)
Source: RefSeq, a predicted model, not a curated record